AUGUUCAUUUUUGUUUGCUUUUCUCUUCAAGGUAGCGAAGAGGACCAGGAAGCGAUGCAACAGCUGGUACUAAACGCGCAGAAUUUGAUGCAGUCCGUCAAGGAUACGGUUCGUGCCGCCGAAGCUGCCUCCAUCAAAAUCCGCACCGAUAGUGGCCUUCGUCUGCGCUGGGUUCGCAAACCGUUGUGGGCCACUUACUAA
Molecule: messenger RNA, 201 nt
Organism: Soboliphyme baturini
Lineage: Eukaryota; Metazoa; Nematoda; Enoplea; Dioctophymatida; Soboliphymatidae
Source: the annotation of a GenBank genome assembly